Aspergillus puulaauensis is the source of this 2229-nucleotide messenger RNA. RefSeq lists its product as uncharacterized. The transcript has 5 exons. Lineage: Eukaryota; Fungi; Ascomycota; Eurotiomycetes; Eurotiales; Aspergillaceae. Bases 1 to 2229 code for a protein of 742 amino acids. The record is from RefSeq and is a predicted model, not a curated record. Gene Ontology annotation, molecular function: protein binding.
AUGACUACGGAUCCCGCGCUGUCGUAUCACCCUACCGAGUCCCUCGUUCUUCCUACAAAACGCCGCUUCUUCCCUUUCAAGAUACCCAACUACCAUCAACAACUUCGACACUACAUCAGUACCGCCGACCGGGAUAGAAUCUACGUUAUUACCGACCGGGUGGUGUAUUCAAUUCAUAUUUCAUCGCGAAAACGGGAAACCAUCGCAGUUAUUCCAUUUGAGCCGAAGUGUCUUGCUGCUGGAUAUGGCUGGAUUGGUAUUGGGGGUACCAACAAUGGCGAGUGUGCUUUCGUGAAGCUUUCGGAUCGGAACGUGCGUGUAUCUCGCGACACGCCGACUAGGCAACCGGCGGAUGUAGAUAGCGCUUUGCCCAUUGAUCUUGAAGCUUCACAAAGGGUUUCGCCACGAGAAUCGACGAGGUCGGAACAACCGUCAAAUUCAGGCUUUGGUGCGAGCCAAUUACCGGAGGUCCAGCUGCAUAAAUUUGGCGGUAGUAUCGUCAACUCGGUGACUAUCCAUCGUCUACCUGGCGAUGAAAAAGGAUUCACGGACGAAGAUGUUGCUGUUCUUAGCAACAAUGACAAAUCAGUAACCAUAUAUUCAAUGACACGCUCGAAAGUUCUGAAGAAACUCGGUCACCCGGCGUGUAUGAACUAUGCGAUCAUUUCACCAGAUUCGAGUCUCCUGGCUGCCGUUGGGGAUGAAUCCAGCGCCUAUUUUUAUAGCCUCAUUCGUGAUCUCUCGGCCGUGGUUUCCACUGAGACAGGAGAGAAGUUGAGCGGCUGGACAUUGGACCGCAUUCUUUGUAUCGAGAUGGAGCUCGGCCCGAAGAUCGAAGAUAAAUGCUGUUUUACCAUUGCGUUUUCCCAAUCCAAUAGACUGUGUGCUAUUGGAUCGCAAUCCGGAGUGAUUACGGUUUUCGACGUUUCGAGCAUCCAGGAAUCCGCUGCCACUCCAAUUGUCUGCCAUUUCAACUCAUCGAGGUCUUGCUUUCGUGGCGGUGCCGUGCGUUGUAUGAGCUUUUCGCCCGAACCUUGGGACCUCCUUGUAUGGCUCGAGGAUAAAGGGCAUGCUGGAAUAGCGGAUGUGCGUCAGGCUUUUAUGCGGAGACAAAUACUUGAAUUUGACGCGAAUGAGUCAAACAACGUUGAGGAAGUUGAUACGGAGCCGAUAAUUGACGAAUCAACGGGAUCGGGGCUUGGCGUGGACAGUCAGGCCGAACUGUAUCACGCACUUGAUUCACGGGCGCUACUUGACUCAGUUGAGGGCCAUUUAGAUGAUCAGGUCGGUGAUGGAUCUGAUACCUCGCCACUGAGGGAAAGUUUGAUACAAGACUUAACGUCAAGAGAGAGAACAAUCGUGCAAUUCCUGAAUACAGCACGCUGGACAUCAAUGGUAGAAGAUGGCCUGACAGAUGGGGCAACCAGAGAUAAUGCAAGUGCGCACCCGCAUUCUGGGUCUCGCACAAGACAGCAAAGUCUCACAAGCGGAGCCAAUCGGGCACCUCGUCCUACUUCACCUCGACCUGUCAUACACUCUCAGAGCAAUCACGAGACUAGAGACCGGAAUACGAAUGCGGACAGCCCAACACCGGAUCCACAGCCAAGUAUCACACUGAGCUGGACCACUUCGCCGGACGAGCUACGGGCCGCUACGCUAGAUACCCCGGCUCAUCCUGUGGAAUCAAGCUCAAGUGAUCAAAGUGGCUCUAGCAAUGAGAGUGGAAAUGGGAGUCGACUUCGCAGGACCAUUGCUCGACCGACGGCAAAUUUUGACUACUCCAGUACUACUCCAAGUUCGAUACCGCGCCCGAGAAAUCACCAGCGGUCUCGGUCUGUUCAUAGGCGCCCUGAAAGGCAAGACGAUGAUGCGGAUGUUUUGCCUAGCUUAAGAGCGAACGUAGUGGCCAUCGAGCGCCUUCGACGCCAGCGACAGCUCAUUAAUGAGGCAGAUACCAUGAGUCGAAAUAGUAUGCGUGGGCAACGGUACACGCAGCAACCCUCGUUAAGUAUUGAUCAUGGCCGCCCCUCGCGGAUUCGAAGCGUGAUCCAUGAUCCGCCAGAGCAUAGCUUUGGAUAUGGGCGCCGAGAUUCGGAUCCAAACUGUUCAGCUGGACUCGGAUUUGGUGCCGAUGGAAGAUCACUAUACAUCGCAACCGUGAGUGGGAUCUUUGAGUAUCAACUAAACAUCACGGACCGCAAGACCUUCCCAGUGAUGACCUACAGAUAA